AGCCUGCUGCGUGCCUAUAGUAUUAUAUAUACGUUGCUCUCAUCACUGUGCUUGUGCGGUAUGCAGACUACUGCAGAGCGCUAGCUAAGCGAAACAAACUCAGCGAUCGACAAGCUAAGCUAGCAGACUACACAUCCAGGAUCGGAGCCGCUGCUCACCGACCAAUUAAUAUGGCGACGGAGUACUUGUCCGGGUGGCCGCUGUCGUCCUGGAUCAGCCCCGGCGCGGCGUUCUUCCUCUUCGUCAACGUGCUCAUCGGCGCCAUCGUGGUCACGUCCCGCGGGCACCAAGCUGGCCGUGGCCGCGCGGCGGCGUCCACGCGGAGGCUCUGCCGCAGCGCGUCGUCCAUGGUCCUCGACCGGCUCCGCUCCUUCUCCAUGUUCUCCGUCCAUCCCGACCCCACGGAAAUGGAAGAGCGCUAUAGCACGUCGUCCCCCCUCGAGCUGGAAGCAGAGGAGGAGCAGCAGCCCCAACCCCAACCAGCCGUCGUGGAGCCCGCAAGGUCACCUGUUGCGGCAGUAGCAGCUGCUGCAGACGGUGCAUCGUCCGAGAUCGCCAAGGAAGAGGCGGCGGAAGCGGGAAAAGACCUGCCCACCAGCUCGAACGAGGCCCACGGUCUGCUGUUGCAGUUGCAGCAGGGUCACGGCGGCCGGCAGCAGCCACCGUCGUCAGUACAUGUCGUCGUCACAGCCGCCGAUGCAACUGCGGCGGUGGAGAUAAAGGAGGAGGAAGAGAAGAAGGCAGAGCAGGAAGCAACCAUGCAGCGCGCACCUGCGAGUAGGCGGGGAACGACGGAGGAAGCAGCGGAGGGGAAGGCGGCGCUGAACGCGCGGGCAGAGUCCUUCAUCCGGAAGUUCCGGGAGGAUCUCAAGCUGGAGCGUCUCAACUCCAUUAUCAACUACACCCGCACGCUCCGCCGCGGCGUUGGCGCGCCACAGCCCACUGCGCAGUAGCUCUCCGCUCAUCGGUGGUCCAUCGUUUUUUAUUGUUUGCUUAAUGUAUAGAGUACUUGAAUUUGUUUGCUCAUCACAAUGGUGCCAAAACCAGAUAGUUUAGUUUAAAUGUGAUUGUGUACCA
Molecule: messenger RNA, 1077 nt
Organism: Zea mays
Lineage: Eukaryota; Viridiplantae; Streptophyta; Magnoliopsida; Poales; Poaceae
Exons: 1
Coding region: 171-953 (260 amino acids)
Source: RefSeq, marked validated